Messenger RNA from Cottoperca gobio, 2539 nucleotides. Its product is annotated as arrestin domain-containing protein 3-like. The record is from RefSeq and is a predicted model, not a curated record. Gene Ontology annotation, cellular component: cytoplasm. Lineage: Eukaryota; Metazoa; Chordata; Actinopteri; Perciformes; Bovichtidae. Bases 229 to 1485 code for a protein of 418 amino acids. Gene Ontology annotation, biological process: protein transport. The transcript has 8 exons.
GGCAGACGGCAGCAGAGACACCGGGGAGACGCUAGAGACACCGGGAGGAGAGCGGGGAGCUGCGGCCCAUCAGCUGUGCGUCUCACUCGGAUGAAGCAUCACCGACACGGCGGCGGACCCGGCUCUGAGCUGGGCACCCGGAGCUAGGCGCAUGUAUUUGUGCCACACGGCUCUACGCGCAACGUCUCCUCCAUAGACUCUUUAUUUGUGUUUGUUUUCUCUUCCAUCAUGGUGCUCGGCAAAGUGAAGGUCUUGGCGAUCUACUUUGACAGCUUGAAUGAGAACAACCUGCCCGCGUUCUCCGGGGGAGACCUGGUGACAGGGAGGGUGGUGGUGGAGGUGACCGGGGAUGUGCGGGUGAAGAGUCUGGACAUAACCGCGAGAGGAGUCGCCAAGGUCCGCUGGACCGAGUCGAGGAACGCCGGAGCCAACACGGCGUACACUCAGAACUACACGGAGGAGGUGGAGUACUUGCACCACUACGACACCUUGAUAGGAGAGGAGAGAGAUGAGGAUUGUCCAGAGGAAGGUCUGACCGUUCUGCACGCCGGCGUUCACGAGUUCGCGUUCAGCUUCAACCUGCCGCAGAUGGCUCUGGCCACGUCCUUCGAAGGGAAGCACGGCAGUGUGAGGUACUGGGUGAAAGCCGAACUGCACCGUCCGUGGCUGCUGCCGGUCAAAGUGAAGAAAGAGUUCAUUGUGUUCGAACACAUCGACAUCAACACGCCGCUGCUGCUGGCUCCUCAGGCGGGAUCGAAGGAGAAGACGCUGUGCUGCUGGUUCUGUGCUUCAGGCCCGAUCUCCCUCAGCGCCAAGAUAGAGCGAAAGGGCUACACACCAGGCGAUUCCAUCCAAAUCUUCGCCGAGGUGGAGAACUGUUCGUCCCGGGUCGUGGUGCCCAAAGCCGCUCUGUACCAGACCCAGACCUUCUUCGCCAAGGGCAAGGGCAAGCAGAUCCAGCAGCUGGUGUCUAACCUGAGAGGAGACCCUCUGCCACAGGGGAAGAGCCAGAGCUGGGAGGGCAAACUGCUGAAGAUCCCCCCGGUGUCGCCCUCCAUCCUGGACUGUCCCAUCAUCAGGGUGGAGUACGCCCUCGUGGUGUAUGUGGAUGUUCCCGGCGGGUUGAAUUUGUCUCUGUCGCUGCCGUUGGUGAUCGGGACCAUACCUCUGCACGCCUGCGCCUCCCGAACCUCCAGCAUCAGCAGCACCUGCAGCACUCUGAGCUGGCUGGGCCUGUCGGAGCGGCCGGAGGCCCCGCCGAGUUACAGCGAUCUGGCAAUAUCAGAGUCUCACAGGCGGGACUGUCUGCACGGCUGUGAGAGGGCUGACGGGGGGGCAGAGGAGCGGGGAUCUCUGCUAACAUACAUCACAGAGUUCAGAUAUCUGCCCCCACCGCUCUACUCUGAGGUGGAUCCGUACCCAGACCCCGUGGAGGUGUGCGGGGCCGAGGAUGUCAGGAGACCCGACAUGUGUCCGUCCCGCUGAGGAGAGCUCGUGAGCUCAGUGGAGCUUCUGCACAACCCUCGGCUGCUGGCACCGCAGCUUCUCACCAGAUUAUGUAUCAUGAUAAAUAAGGCGAGACCUCCCUGACCCGGCAGGCAGCUCGGAGAGUAUUCGGUGACAUAUGGACCAGGGAUUUGGAGCCAUGCUGGAUCCUCUACAUCCUGAGCUCAAGAUGAGGCAAAACAAAAGGUUCUGUGACACGGCUGUCCGGCUCCGACGGGCACAACGAUCACUCAGGUGGACAGACGCCGACCGCUGCCUCACUCACCAUUUUGCACAUACCGUAAUCACUGUUCUUCUACCCGUGGUUUUAUAUUCUGCAGAUCGCCGCGGGCCUGUAAGCUACAGUAGAUUCUGUCCAAACAUUAUUGUACUCUUUAAGCUAAAAGGCACAUUUACGACGGGACGCUAUCGUCACAUAAAGGGUAGUUUGAGCUUCUGCGGCCGGCAGGUGUCGCUGGCACCAGACUUCAGGUGGAAAACGUCUUUCUGUGAUUAAAGAGAGAAAACAAAGCAGACGUGUCAUAACUUCAAGUGUGUGUGUGUGUGUGUGCGUGUGUGUGUGUGUGUAUGAGAGGUGUGUGUGUGUAUGAGAGGUGUGUGUGUGUAUGAGAGGUGUGUGUGUGUGUGUGUGUCGGUUUCAAUGACCAGGUACAAAUCCACACAGGGUCAAGAGGAAAAGCACAACUCAGACCAACCAAGAUAAAGUACCACAAGUCGCCUGUCGGUUUCUGUUUCAAGCUUCUCUUGCUGUAGAUUCUUUCUUCACACACGAUGUCGAGGAGCGUUGCGCUCGCUUAAACAACGCAUUAAAAGAUAAAAAUGUUUACAGAUAAAUAUAUCAAAUUAAGAAUGUUCAAACAUCUUCCACCUAAACCUUCAAAGUGCAAUAUAUUUUUGUAUUUGUGAUUUGUUUGCACUAGUUUUUCACUCUGUUGCUGUUGAUUCCAUUUCUGUGCAUUAUAUAUUAUUGUCAUGAUCGUAUUGCUCUUAUGAUCAACUUUUGAUAAAAUAAAAAGUUUAUUUUAUAAAAUAA